CCGCGUGAUCCUCCCAUAUAUAUUCCCAGCAACUAACUCGCAACUGAAAAAAUCUCUUCGCCCUCCACUUUCCUACUCCGCAAUGGCCAAAACUCCGAGCGAUUCCAAAGAGCCGGCAGUUUCAGCGGCGGAGAUGGACGAAGUCGCGAAGGUGUUCCGGAAGUUCGACGCCAAUGGCGACGGAAAAAUCUCUCUGUCGGAGCUUGGCGCGAUACUGAAUGCCCUCGGCAGUACAACAUCGCCGGAUGAAGUAAAGCGAAUAAUGUUGGAAGUUGACACUGAUGGCGAUGGUUUUAUUGACUUGAAAGAGUUCGCGGCUUUUCACUGUCCUGGAGGAGGAACGGACGGUGAUGAUAGCAAAGAGCUUCGGGAGGCUUUUGACUUGUACGAUAAGGACAAAAACGGCAAGAUCACGGCGGCUGAGUUGCAUUCUGUAAUGAAAAGCCUAGGAGAGAAGUGCUCGCUCAAGGAUUGCCGGCGUAUGAUCAGUUCCGUCGACGUUGACGGCGAUGGAUGUGUUAACUUCGAGGAGUUUAAGAAGAUGAUGAGUAGGACUUGACUUUUCAGAUUAUAAAUCAACGGUAGGUUUUUAAUUGGAACCGAUUUCGGAACUUUGUAGAUACUCUGCCUGCUUCUGUUGCUCUUGUUUGACAGAUUUCUAUUGUGCGUUUUUGCUGUCAAUCAACUCUAACUGUAGUUAGUUCUCGAGAAAUUCGGAAGCAGCAAAAUCUUCUAUAAUAUUGGACUAUUAGGAAUAUAUUUGCAGAAAUUGUCUGUUAAAAUCCAAUUUCAUUACUAUAAUUCAAAAAAGGAAAGAAUAAUACUUAAAAAAUUAAAUUUCUUACUUUCGAUUUUGUACUUGUGACUUUUACUAUAGAUGAGUCACGCGCAUUCCAUUUCA
Nicotiana tabacum (common tobacco) is the source of this 901-nucleotide messenger RNA. Its product is annotated as putative calcium-binding protein CML18. Lineage: Eukaryota; Viridiplantae; Streptophyta; Magnoliopsida; Solanales; Solanaceae. The record is from RefSeq and is a predicted model, not a curated record. Gene Ontology annotation, molecular function: calcium ion binding.